Molecule: messenger RNA, 419 nt
Organism: Ambispora leptoticha
Lineage: Eukaryota; Fungi; Glomeromycota; Glomeromycetes; Archaeosporales; Ambisporaceae
Source: the annotation of a GenBank genome assembly
AAUGUGUACGAGUCCUGAAACCAGGUGGUUGGUUUGAAUUAAGUGAUUGUGAUGCACACCUAUACACAAAAGGUCAAUUAGGGACAAUAUUAAAUACAUAUUUUGCUCAACAGCUAAAAAAGAGAAAUUUUAGUGCCUUUGUAGGAAAUCACCUAGAAUUCUUUUUACAAAAUACCGGAAAGGUUCAAAAAGUUCAGAAAAAAGAACAGGAAUUAACUGUUCCUAAUCUCAAUGUAUUCGGAAAUGGAAUGGGUGAUAUCGCAUGUAAAAUGUUUGCGCAGGUAGGAAUCAAUAGUGGAAUUGAGUUGGGUGUACUAAAAGAAUCAGAUGCGGAGAAAAUCACGGUGGAUUUUAUGCGAGAGGCACACGAAAGGCGAGCCUAUUUUAAAUUUUUUAGAGUGAUUGCCGAAAAAGUUUAA